Molecule: messenger RNA, 639 nt
Organism: Fusarium subglutinans
Lineage: Eukaryota; Fungi; Ascomycota; Sordariomycetes; Hypocreales; Nectriaceae
Product: n-carbamoyl-l-amino acid hydrolase
Exons: 3
Coding region: 1-639 (212 amino acids)
Molecular function (GO): protein binding
Source: RefSeq, a predicted model, not a curated record
AUGGCGCCUCCAGAAGAGAAAGGUUUCCUCUCCUCUCUGGCAGGAUACUACAAUACUGAUGCUCUCUCCGACGUUACCGUUACCUGCGGCGGUCAAGUAUUCAAGGCUCACAAGAUCAUCUUGUCGGCCCACUCCAAGUGCUUUGCUGCGGCUCUCAAUGGCAACUGGAAGGAGGGUUCCGAGGGAAUUAUUCGCAUCGAUGAUUUCGACCCAGACGUCGUUGACGCCAUGCUCAGAUUCAUGUACUCGUUGGAGUACAGCAACGAUGACGAUACUUCUCGCAUGAUUUUCGACGUCCGUUUAUACCAGAUUGCGGAUAAAUACGACAUCACAGAGCUGAAGGACGAGGUGAAAGAACAAUUUCAGAGAGCUGUGGGCAGUGGAUGGAAUACCAGUCAUUUUCCGAUUGCCGCCAACCUUGUCUAUGUGACAACUCCUUCUCAAGACAGAGGGCUUCGCGACAUAGUCUUCGAGGCUGUCAGCAAGAACAUCAAGACUCUUGUUGGUCUGGAUAGCUUUGACGAACUCCUCAGAACAACGCCAGAUUUGGCAGCAGAUCUGAUUCCUGACCUCUGCGGAAGAAUCGAAUCACCUGAACCGGAGUCUGAGUGCCCUGAAUGCGGCGCCCUACUUUGGUAG